Messenger RNA from Hyaloscypha bicolor E, 180 nucleotides. RefSeq lists its product as uncharacterized. Lineage: Eukaryota; Fungi; Ascomycota; Leotiomycetes; Helotiales; Hyaloscyphaceae. The record is from RefSeq and is a predicted model, not a curated record. The transcript has a single exon. The annotation marks the transcript as partial.
GAUAAUCGAGAAUUAGUUAUAGUUAUAGCUAUAAUUAAUUAUAGUAGAAGGAAGGUUCCUAUAUAUAUUAUUUUUAAGAGAGUAUACUAUUUUCGCGGACAUUUUUUACGGAUACUUAAUGGUGAUAUCGAAUUUAUAUACUUUCCUACUAGUUUUAUAAAUAAUCGCCUGGGUUUAUAA